Messenger RNA from Cetraspora pellucida, 147 nucleotides. The record is from the annotation of a GenBank genome assembly. Lineage: Eukaryota; Fungi; Glomeromycota; Glomeromycetes; Diversisporales; Gigasporaceae.
GCUCAUAUAAGAGUAGCCAUAAGAAUAUAGAACCAGAACUUAUGAGAAUUAUUCUUGCAAAUAACUGUUUAGACCAAAUUGUAUUAUAUGCAGAAAAUGAUAAUAAAUUAUUUGAUUCUUUAAAAAUUUUAAAGGAAAGAAAAUCAA